GGUCAGGGUCACUGUUUUCGAGUGGUUGUCUGUUUCAACGACACAACCUUGUGAUAUUCUGAAAAAGUGUAAUGAAACUGGCAUUCGUAACUGGGUCAAACAAAGGCAUUGGAUAUAGCAUUGUUGAAAAGCUUGCAGAAUUUUAUGGGACGUCAGGAGAGUGGGAUAUUUAUCUAACAGCUCGAAAUGUUGAGCUUGGUCAGGAAGCUGUGGAGAAGCUCAGUAACAAGGGCCUGGAUGUUAAAUUUCAUCAACUAGAUAUAACUGAUCGAGAUAGUCGAAAAGCGUUCCUAAUAUUUGUAGAGAGAAACUAUCCUAAUGGAAUCAACAUUGCAGUGAAUAAUGCUGGAUUUGCCUACAAAGUUAACUCCACUGCUCCCUUUGGCGAGCAAGCACGAGUUACAGUGAACACCAACUUCACAUCAACCAUUGAUUUCACGGAAGAGUUCAUUCCUUUGUUAGCUAAACAUGCUAGGGUUGUCAAUGUAUCUAGUUCUGUUUCUCUAACCAGUCUCAAGAAACUUAGUGAUGAUCUUUACGAAAAGUUCGUUAGUCCAAUAAAUCUUUUGGAACUUCGAAAGCUCGUCUCCGAGUUUGUAAAGUCCGCUGAGGAUGGCACUUAUUCUGAAAAAGGUUGGCCACAAAAUGCUUAUGGUGUGUCUAAGAUGGGCCUUACAAAGGCUUCAUUUAUUUUCGGUGAAAUGCUGAAAGAUGAUCCAAGAGGGAUUGUAAUAAAUUCAUGUUGUCCUGGUUAUUGCGAUACUGAUAUGACUAGUCACAAGGGAACGAAAACAGCUGAUGAGGAUGUGAUGAACAAUCGCGGUAUUCGAUAUCUUGAGCCAGUAAGCAAGACCAGUAAGCAAAUCUUCGAGCCAAUAAUUUCUUGUUGAUGCCGGAAUGUACAUUGUGGAAUCGACGUUAUUUUUUUAGACAACGAUUUUGUCAGUGGGCAUAAUAAAUGAGUCAAAAAUCAUGAAUGUGUCCCGCCGGCGAAAAUACUGUAGCAGUUCUCCUUGAAAACGACUGUUUGACUACUUGGUGAGGAGAUAACCCGUAACUUCUCUUAAUGUCUUGUCAUCAUCCGUGGGUUCUUUGAUAGCUUUGGAAGUAACUGGUAAACCAUUGACUUCGUCUUACAAUACUCAGUGUACUUCUGUUUCCAUCUCAAUUGCUGCCACAAAAGUAUCUUCCUAUUUUACUUGUGAACCAAUCAGUCUAGACAAGGCGUCAGCCUGUUCAAAAUCAGUAGUGGGUUGGUACUUGAAGUCAUAACUCAAGAGUGUGGUUUCUUAUCGUUGCAGUCUGUUUGCUUCAUAUACCGGAAUCCCUUUCUCCGAUCCAAAUAUGGUCAGCAAUUGCUUAUGAUCAGUUAAGAAAGUGAACUGACGUCCAAAUGUCAUCUUGUGAAACUUUAUGGCGAAGAUACUUGACAAUGCUUCCUUCUCUAUCCGGCUGCAGUUACGUCCUGUUGUAGUUGUAUUUAACGACACAGCUGCAUGUGAUAUUACUUUCACAGAUCCAUCGGGCAUGAUAUGAAAAGUAAUUGCCCCAAUGUCGUAGUUCGAAGCGUCUGAUGCUACCGCAAUUGGUAAGGAUGUAUCGUAUUGGGCAAGCAACAGAUUCGAGACUAGUAGUUUUUUAAUUUUCUCAAAAGCACCUUGACAACUUUUCGACCAAUCCAAUUUUAUGUUCUUUGACAGGGUCUUAUUUAACGGGGCACGUAGGCGAUGAAGGUUAGGAAUAGAUGCACCAUAAUAGGUCCCAUAAAGCAUCGUAGUGCGAGGAAAUCCGUCGGUCUAGGCAUAGCUUCCACUCUCUGGGUUUACCCAGCAAUUCCUCAACCAACUCCUCCCUUUUUAUGGGUAUUAUAAUAAGCAUUUAAUUGACAGGAUAAAAUGACGCCUUGAUUGAUGGGAGAAGGGUCUAGGUGAAUAGUGGUUGGAGACAGGGAUGUUAAUUAGCUAACCUUUCUUCACAAUCAUUAAACUCGUUCAAGUAAUUAAAUGAAAGGUUACUAAUAUCUGCGUGUAGUCAGUUUGAAUUACAUAUGAGAUAUAAAAUUAAUAUCGUUUCUCUAGUAAUAGGAUCGACGUGUAAAUCGCUAUUUAGCCACCUGUCUCGGUAAUCGGUUAACACGUUUCCUGUAUGUAUCAAUGAUUUCGUUGAUAAAUCAAUCGUUAAAAAGGACAUUUAGAAAACUGUCGAUACACACAUACAAACAUUUGUGUAAUCAUAUUCAUAAAAUAUUUAGUUUUCUGUACUGUGGAUCAAAGAACUACUCAACAUUCUAUGAAUUCGUAUACUUUCACAAUAUAAUCUAGCUACGACACUUCAUAUUGAAAUUAGCUGUCAGUUGCACAAGUUCCAAAAUUGUAACUCAUGCAUCUUCCCAUAUCUUUUACCGGGAGAUAUUUUUCAGAAUAUUUCCAAAUAUAACGAAGGAUAUUAGUAUGCCUCUUAAGUUUCUUUUGGUCAUUAUCUUGUUUGUAUGAUUUGAGGGAUUUCAUUUAUCAGUGAUUUACACCUGACUAAUAUUAAGUUUUUGUUGUGUUUAUUAUUUUAGGUGCUGAUACACCUUUUUACUUGGCCACUUUACCUAUUGAAUCAAAGGAACCAAUUAAUCAAUUCGUUUACGAAAGGAAGGUGCUCAGGUGGUCUAAAUGAUCUUCAGGCCAAUUUUACGUUUCUCGGGAAUGUAAACAGAAUGUUAUUGACUAGUUUUACUAUUUCGCAAUCUGAAUCACAAUAUUUUCUUGACGUGAUUCUUCUACUAAUAGUAAUUUUUCUUACCU
Molecule: messenger RNA, 2792 nt
Organism: Schistosoma guineensis
Lineage: Eukaryota; Metazoa; Platyhelminthes; Trematoda; Strigeidida; Schistosomatidae
Source: the annotation of a GenBank genome assembly